AUGGAGAUAUACGAGCUUGUAACCCAGACUGAAAAAAUCUCUUGCUUAGACAUCAGACUAGAACUCCCUCCAAACCAAACUAACCCCAACCCAUCCCGAUUUAAUCUCUUAGGCAAGCUCAUCUCUUCGAAAAAUAUAGGCUUUAGCACUGUCAGAGACGUUGUCCUCAAGGCUUGGAGACCCACUUUCGCCUUAGACGUGAGUCGCCUAAAAGGAAACAUCUUCCUCUUUUGCUUCCAUCAUGAAGCUGAUCUCAAUAAUGCCUUUCGAAGGAGACCUUGGUCCAUUAGAGGUGGACAUCUCAUCCUCAAAAAGUGGAGCUCAGAGCUUUCAUGGCAAGAAGUGGAUUUCUCCCUCUCCUCCUUAUGGGUUCAGGUCCAUGGUCUCCUAACUCUUUGGCAAUCCGAUAACAACCUAAGAACCAUUGGAGCUAAAGUUGGUAAUGUUCUAGAGGUAGAUUUCAUUGGCGAAGGUGGCAACGAAUGGAAAAGGUUCACUAGAAUGUUAGUUGACAUUGAUGUCUCAAAGCCUCUGCUUCCUGGAUUCUUCCUCCCACGCCCAAAUCUCAACUAG
Molecule: messenger RNA, 573 nt
Organism: Quercus robur (English oak)
Lineage: Eukaryota; Viridiplantae; Streptophyta; Magnoliopsida; Fagales; Fagaceae
Exons: 1
Coding region: 1-573 (190 amino acids)
Source: RefSeq, a predicted model, not a curated record